This is a messenger RNA of Ictalurus furcatus (blue catfish), 5127 nucleotides long. RefSeq names its product ring finger protein 150b (gene rnf150b). The transcript is spliced from 7 exons. NCBI's taxonomy places the organism in Eukaryota, Metazoa, Chordata, Actinopteri, Siluriformes, Ictaluridae. Bases 733 to 2007 code for a protein of 424 amino acids. The record is from RefSeq and is a predicted model, not a curated record.
AAUAAAUACUAACUUAAAUAGAAAUAAAGAAAGAAAGAAAGAAAGAAAGAGAAACAAACAAGAAAGAAAGAAAACGAUAAACAAAAAGGAUAGGAAGGAAAGAUGCAAACAGAUUUUUGAAUUUUAAACUAUUUGUCCAGUUUUUGUUACAUGUGGUUGUUAAUAAAGGCACGUGUGUGUCAAACAAUCAACUAAAACGGCUUGUCUCUAUAAAUUACAUUUAUUUAUUUAUUUGUUCGUUUGUUUAUGUUCUGUGUGCAUUUUCUAACUCCACCACUAGGCGCCGCUGCUGCUGACGUCCUCUGUGACGUCACCGGAAACAAACCGCGACAGGCUAGGAGAAGAAAACUCCAGGGCUGUUUUCCGAUCCGCGCAUUGCUCACUUUAUAGCGCGCUGUGCGUUAUCAUGGAUUCCCACAAUGCACCUGUGCUGUUGAGGAUAGUGGAGUCGGUUUGGGACGCGUCCAGGUUGGAAAACACUACGGUGGUGUUUAUGUGACGGAAUGUGGGCGCAGCGUGACACAACGAGCAAAAAAACUCGUUCAGCUGUUUAUUAAAAUCCGUAACGUAAGCGCCAAACACACACAUACACACGGUGCUCGUGACUGUCAGAUGUAGGGAACAGUACGUAGGGAUUAGGGCGCCAUUUGGGAUGCGACGCAUGAGAGCAUAACAUGGACCAGCGUUAGAAACGGACGCGCUCGCGCCUCUGCACAGGACAGAACAGGGAGAAUGUGGCGCUCGGUAACGGAGGCGUGCCGCGGCCUCGCGCUGUCCGUGUGGCUCGUGUCGCUGUGCUCGGUGCGCGCGCCGUGCCUGGACUUCGCGGCGGAGAAGGAGGAGUGGUACACGGCCUUCGUCAGCGUCACAUACGUGGACCCGGACACAGCGCAGCUGCGCACCGAGAAGAGCGAGUGCGGUCACUACGGAGAGCAUUCUCCCAAGCGCGACGCCAAGGGCUUGCUCGCCACGGCGGCGUCGGCGCGCGAGCGUCACGCCUGCGACCCCAACACGCGUUUCGCUGUUCCCGACCGAGCCGGCUCGUGGAUCGCCCUGGUCACGCACGGAAACUGCACAUUCAGGGAUAAAAUCCGCCACGCGUCCGGACAGAACGCUUCCGCCGUGGUCAUCUUUAACGUCGGGGCUUCCAACGCCAAUGAGACCAUCACCAUGCCACAUCCGGGUACGGGUGACGUGGUAGCGAUCAUGAUCCCCGAGCACAAAGGCCGUGAGCUGGUGCUGUUACUGGAGAGGAACGUGACGGUGAACAUGCACAUCACCAUCGGGACGCGCAACCUGCAGAAGUACGUGAGCCGAACGUCCGUCGUCUUCGUCUCCAUCUCCUUCAUCGUCCUCAUGAUCAUCUCGCUGGCGUGGCUCGUCUUCUACUACAUCCAGAGGUUCAGAUACGCCAAUGCCCGAGACCGCAACCAGAGGCGACUCGGUGAUGCAGCUAAAAAGGCCAUCAGUCAGCUCCAAGUUCGAACCAUCAGGAAAGGAGACCAGGAGACGGAGUCAGACUUUGAUAACUGCGCUGUGUGUAUCGAAGGCUACAAACCUAACGAUGUGGUGCGAAUUCUCCCCUGCAGGCAUGUCUUCCAUAAAGGCUGUGUGGAUCCUUGGCUGGUGGACCAUCGCACGUGUCCCAUGUGUAAAAUGAACAUCCUGAAAGCGCUCGGGCUCAUGUCGAGUGCAGAAUGCCUUGACGAGCUUCCUCUGGACUAUGACCUGGCCGUCGGGGGCGUGGCCCUGAAUGCCAUGGUGAUGAGCGAUGACGUCCUGGCCGGUGACAUCACAGGGGGGCGUGACCCCGGGGUGAGGAUGGUGGGUCUCCCUCAGGUCCUCCUGGACUCUGAGCCCAUCACAGAGGACACCUUGCUGACUGAGCAGAGUGAACUUCAGCCAAUAGUGAGCAGCGCUUCAGAAGCAUCACUCGCUGAAGGGGCGGGGCAGUAUGAUAUGGACGCAGACAGCAUGGAAUGCCACCUGAGUAGCAGACGCACCUAGCCGAUGACGUCACUGCCUGCUGCGUUCCUACCCUUUACUCUUCCUGUGUGUCUGGUGUUUGAAACGCACCAGUUGCUCUGUCUCUGCUGGUUUACUUCAGAGUGUACACUCGAGUACCGUAUAUUCCGGAUUAUAAGACAUGGUUUAAUCGUAUAGCAGGUGCUGGGGGUGGAUCAUUUCACAAUUAGCCUCAUGUUGCUGGAUUAUAAACCACCACAUGGCAUUCAGCUUUGUAUGUGAAACGUGUACACACCAACCACCCCUAUACUGAAACAUAGACAAUAGCUGAGCGCUUUUCCAUGUGAAAUAUGCAAGAAAUGGACAUUUUUAUUUUUAUUCUUAAUUUACUGAGCUACUCAAACUGUUAAUUUUUUUUUUUAAAACACUGGUUGUAAUCUUUUAUUAGCAUUAUCUAAGUUAUUGAUAUAUCGCUUUAGCGGACGAUUUAAGCGGAUGUGGUGACCAAGGUGGCGUCAUUCCUACAAAAGAACCCUUCAAGACACCGUCUCGGGGUUCUCGGGGGUGGUCAGUGUGAUGCUGGCAUAAUUACUUGCAUAUUUUAUCAAGAAAGCUGUUUGCUAGCUUUAGAAACUUGACAGAUCCACGGUUAAACAUGGGCCAGCUAGCUCGAAACUAGCUGUUUAGCUAAUGCACACCAAUGGCCUCCCGUCGUAACAGCAAAAUAACACUAGCUAGAUAGCUAGCUUUUAUUUCUUUUUUUAUUUCUUCAUUUUUUUUUAGAAAUGUAUGCUUUUUAAUACAUUUUUAUCAGGCACAUGUGUGUGAUGUCACAUGACCUUUGUCUAAGAAGCGUAGCCGACGGCUAAUCGAACAGAAAAUACGGCGUGUGUCUCAACCAGCGCUCAAGUUCUUUACGGUGGUGAAUCACUGUAUGGUGUACACUCAAUUUCUGGCGACAUGACUACGUACUCGUGCUGUAAAACAUCACCAAAAGUUAAAAACUUAACAAUAUUUAAGUUUUAUAUGUCAUAUAAAUUUGUUAAUGUAAUCACACGUAGUUUUGUCAUAAUAUGUCAAGCAGGAUCAAACAAACCACGUAUAGAACGUCAAAUAAAUUUGAGUAAUCAUUUGAGAGCCAUGAUUACAAGCUACUUACAUUUGUAGACGCAGUUGGCUGAGAGUUCAUUCCUCCGUUUUGUUUCGAGCUGAGACGCUUCAGAAAACAUGACGUCAUUUCCAGUAAGGGAACAUGGUGCAUCGAUGCUCCUGGGUUUUGCGGUGCAUUGUGGGAUUUUUCUAGGGAGCGAACACUUGCGAUCGAGACAGCCCUUAAAAUGGCUGCCUGCCUGAUCAGUGCCCUGACUGCUGAACUACAGAGCUGAUUGAGACGCACCCAUGGUGACAAGACAGACCAGCACAGUUAGCUCAACUAAGUAUAAAUACAGUCGUAGUUUGGAGCUAGCAAUGCUAACGUAACCAAACAGAACGCGGUCGGUUUUGCACUCGAUAACAUGAAGUAAAAAAGAGAUAAUGUCACUACAGGCUUCCUUCUUCCUUUCCACGUAUUCUUCCUGUUUAGCUGAUAAACGGAUAUUUAACAUAAAUCUCGCCUUAAUUUACGACACAAGUUAGCUAGAGAGAUUACUAUUUGCUAACUGUAGGUUGGCUAUGCUUCUUACGUUUAGGUCACGUGACACGCAUGGGUCUUAUGCUAAUGAAUUGGCUAAUAUUUUAAAAAUGUUAAAGUUUUCAGCUAUUAAAACACUACGUAGCUCAGCAGGAGGAUCGCACCAGGUGUUAUAGUCCGGAAAAUACACUACACUAGUUAGUUUUCAGCAGACAGUUGACUUUCACUGCCUUCAAGUCCUUCUCGGAAGUGUGUAUGUCACGAGUUUGAAGUAUGAUGUGAUGUGCGUUGAAGUGGUUGUGGGGGCAGAAACAAAAUGGAUGCCAUGGAAAAUGGCGUUUUUUUGUUUUGUUUUAUUGUUCUGUCAGAUGAGAGGUCGAAUAUAUUUUGCAACAAAAUGAACCGAAUAGUGUUUUUUAAUUUAUUUUUUUUACCCAGUUUAGUAUUAUUCACAUGUUUCUGGAGGAUGAUUGUAGUAAUUCUUAUCGAUUCGUACAUUAUAAACAAUCUGUAUGAAUCGCAGACGUGGGUGUGGCUUCACCAAAUGCACUCGUCAUGCUAAAAAUUCCAUCCGUACUACUACACCACGCCUUAUUUUAAUACCAACGUAUUGUUUUGAUCUGUAUCGUAAGCGCUCGUUGUAGGGGCGUGGCCUUGCACAUCACGCUUGUUUGUUAGUAGGUCACGUGACCAUCACGUGUCUGUAAGCUAUACCUGCGCUCGAAACUUUCUGCUUCUCUUUAUUAUUCUGUUUUAAACCAGACUUGGCUUUCAAAGAGGAUAGAAAAGCGAACAUUUCCUGUAGUGUCUCUUACUUUUUAAUUGUUUUGAUUGUUACCCCACCUCCACGCGUAAAACUAAUCCCGUCCGAAUAAAGCUUCAUCCACGUCUAUGUCUAUCAUUUCUUCAAAUCUGCGUUCAAAUUGUUUUCUCGACACGCCCACAACACGUCAACGUGUUUUUUGUUGGGUUUUUUUCUUCUCUCCAUAGAAAAAUCCGACGCUAAUCUCGUAAUUCCGACGUUUCCGUCAGGACUUGAAGGCCGAACUCGUUCUGCUCGACAAUCAGCUCGCUUUUCGAUUCCUACAUGGAAUUUUCUUCCAUUCCGUCUUCUACCGAACCGAGUGGAUUGAGGAAGGGGGACAUUUUAACAUUUCAGAAAGGAAAUUAAAAAAAAAGCAGUGUUUUAUUUUUCUAUAGAAGUGCACUUGAAGUGUGGACGAGUGCAGUGUUUCAAAGACGCUUCGGGAUGAUCGAAAUGGCCACGUUUAUUUAAAAAAAAAAAAAAAAAAACUCAUGCCAAACUCGUGACUGGAGAGUUUUUUUGCUCGUGUCAUGUUUUUUUUCUUUUCUUUCCACAGAAAGUGCUCUUGACCUCAUGGACCACAGCAUUUCAUACGCCUAGAGCAUGACAGCAAGCCUUUGCACACGUGUUUGUAUGUGAUUGGAUUCCAUUGAACUUUGUAUGUUGGUUUUUGUUUCCUCUGCACGAUAAUUUUAUUGUAUAUUGUAAAUAGAGGCAUUUUGUCAAA